Coregonus sp. 'balchen' is the source of this 548-nucleotide messenger RNA. The record is from the annotation of a GenBank genome assembly. NCBI's taxonomy places the organism in Eukaryota, Metazoa, Chordata, Actinopteri, Salmoniformes, Salmonidae.
GUACUACAUAAAAAUCUUACCCUUGAAGGUAUCCCUGAUGAUAACCAUUUGGACAGUUCAGAUGUGGGACAGUUCAGAUGUGGACCGUUCCAGUCCUCAUUUUGUAGGACACAUUCAUUCAACAUGUGCCAUCCCCGGACUGCAGGGAAUAUGUAAUGUUGUCAGUCAUCUGUUGCACUCCCAUAAUAAAAAUUAUGUCAUGAACUCACCUCUUGAAGAAAUGUCUAGAGGCAGAUGAUCACCAUAGCUUGGAGGGGAUAAGACAGGAUGAAGGUCAGCCCGCUACAUCUGCAGCAGCCAGGAGGGAAGAUUGUGUCACUAACCCGGGCUGGAGGACAAAGACAAAGAGGCUGAGCAUGCAGGAGAAACUGGCCAUGGAAUUUCCUGAGCACAAACUAAUGUAUUUAAAAAAAGAGCAUGAUAUGAAGACGCGAAUCCUUCAUGUUGAGUUGGCUAUGAAGAAGGAGGAGAGAAACAGGAAGCAUCAGCAGUACAAAUGUUUUUCUCGAAACAGCACCAGUUUGGGGUCCCGAUAUUUCCAUUUGUGA